AUCUAUUUGGUUAAUAAUUCACUAUUGAAAAUUUAUGGAGAUCAUGUACCUUGUGAUAAACUAAAUCUUCAAUCUAAUAAUGAUCAAAAAACGAUUAUAUGCAGUGAUACAUAUUCAAAGUUUGAUCGUUAUUAUUACUCACAAGUAAUACGUUAUAAUCAACCUCUUCCAAUUGUUGAUGUAACUUUUCGUCAAAUCAAUGAUUAUGUUGAAGUAAGUGAUAUAUAUAUUGUAACAAGAGUAUAAUAUCAAUAUGGAUAUGAUUUUAGAUUUUCGAACCAUCCUUCAUAAUCAAAUUUUAUGGUAUGCCCUAUGAGAAUAUCUCUAUAGGAAUUGAUGGUUUCAUGACUUUAAAGCAUUCAGAUGAUGAAUACCCUAAGAUUGGGUUCAUCACAAUGCUUUUAAUUCAUGGUGAUACAAGAUUUCAAGUAGAAAUUGGAAAUAAUGAAAUGAGGAAAUCAUACUAUCUCUUAAUAGAAGUAAACCAUCGUUUGUUAACUUCAGUAAAAACAGCGAAACAUUCAAAUCGGAUAUUGUAAAUAAAAAGGAAUAUGGAUUCUAAUUGCAUAUACCACUUAACUAUAGAUAUAUCAAACCAUGAAUUUAGAAGUGGGAUUUAAUGAAAAUGCAGUAAACAAGAACACGAAUGGGGACAAUCGAAUGCAUUUAAUACAAACUUACAGAGCAUCUCACUUAAGUUUGAGAACUAUGUAGUAAAUCGUUAAUUUGCAAAAUAUCAGUCAAUCGUCUCAAACUUCACUGUUCCUUUUGCAAAUAUCAGUCUAUUGUCUCAGAUUUCAUUAUUCAUGCAUUUUCAUAUCAACUGUGUUCCG
Molecule: messenger RNA, 833 nt
Organism: Schistosoma mattheei
Lineage: Eukaryota; Metazoa; Platyhelminthes; Trematoda; Strigeidida; Schistosomatidae
Source: the annotation of a GenBank genome assembly